GGACGGCUGUAAUUACAAAGUAAAGGUCCAGGACUGCAGAAAGAUUAGGGGAGUAUUCAAGAAAUCCCCUCUCACUGAGGAAAAUGUGGAAUCACGAGUCCGACCUGAAACAGGAGGAUGAACUGCUGCCCACCAGUCACCACACCCGUGUCAAUGGAGAGAUUGCAUAGUGGGGGGGGUAGCUUGUCAGCCACAUUCUUCUCUUUCAGCUAUCCCUUCCUAACCCAUCCCACUUUGCUGUGUGUGGCAGCUAUAUAACCAAGGGUGGCAAAGUGAUGCCUUUAACUGCAGAUCAGCUCCAGUGAACCUACCUGAAACCAUAUCCAACACGUCCUUCAGCACCAGAUCCUACAGCCAGAAGACCAUGAGUGUCUACGGUGGAGCAGGAGGUCAUGGCACCCGCAUCUCCUCAUCCCAAAUGAGCCAUGCACCAUUCUCCAAAGGCUUUGACCUGGCCAACGGCCUGGACCUGCAUGUUGGAGGCAAUGAGAAAGCCACCAUGCAGAACCUGAACGACCGUCUAGCGUCAUACCUGGAGAAGGUGCGCACCCUGGAGAAGGAGAACGAGCACCUGGACAAGCAGAUCAGAGAGUGGUACCAGAACCGAACUGUCAUCUCCCAUGACUACACCAAGUAUUUCACCAUCAUCGAUGACUUGAGGGAAAAGAUUAGUGUGGCCUCCAGACUCAAUGCAAAGACAGUCCUGGACACUGACAACACAAAGCUAGCUGCUGUUGAUUUCAAAGUGAAGUAUGAGAAUGAGCUGGCCAUGAGGUUGGCUGUGGAGGCAGACAUCACAGGACUGAAGAAGGUGCUGGAUGGUAUGAACACGGCCAGGAUGCAUCUGGAGAGUCAGGGUGAGGCCCUGAAGGAGGAGCUCAUUAUGCUCAAGAGGAAUUAUGAAGAGGAAAUAGCUCUGCUGAGAAGUCAGAUGGGUGGCCAGGUCAACGUGUCUGUGGAUGCUUCUCCCUCUACAGACCUGAACCAGGUCAUGACAGAAAUCAGGAAACACUACGAGGGUGUGAUCACCAAGAACCGCAAGGAACUUGAGUCAUGGUAUCAGAGCAAGAUUGCAGCGGUGGAGCAGGAGGUGAUCACAAGCACAGAGAGUCUGGUGACAUCUCGCACAGAGGUUAAAGACCUAAAGAGCACCCUCCAGAGGCUCCAGAUUGAACUGCAGUCCCAUAUGAGCAUGAAAGCAUCUCUGGAGGGCACCCUGGCAGAGACUCAGGCACGCUACACCACACAGCUAGCAAGCCUCCAGAGCAUGGUCACAAGCCUGGAGGCUCAGCUGUCCCAGAUCCACGCCAACAUCGCCAGCAACAAGCAGGAGUACGACAUACUGCUGGACCUCAAGACCCGGCUGGAGCUGGAGAUUGCAGAGUACAGGAGGUUGCUGGAUGGGGAGGAGGAGAGCUCAAAACAAGUGAUCAAAAAGGUUAUCACAGUGGUGGAGACAGUUGUGGAUGGAAGGGUGGUCCAGAGCAACAAGACAGUUGAUGUGAAUCAAACUCAAACUCAGUGAAUAACUGGA
Messenger RNA from Monopterus albus (swamp eel), 1534 nucleotides. RefSeq names its product keratin 98 (gene krt98). Gene Ontology annotation, cellular component: cytoskeleton. Gene Ontology annotation, molecular function: structural molecule activity. Bases 365 to 1525 code for a protein of 386 amino acids. Lineage: Eukaryota; Metazoa; Chordata; Actinopteri; Synbranchiformes; Synbranchidae. The transcript is spliced from 8 exons. The record is from RefSeq and is a predicted model, not a curated record.